AACACUGCCUGACGUUGAUAUUAGAUGAUUUAAUAUGUCAUCAUUUUGCUAGAGCCAAACUAUGGAAUGAGGAGGGUUCAAAGUUUUUACACUACGCUAGAACUACGUAAUAACAAGUACGUCUCUAACUUCACGGAAGAGAAGAUAAUUUGUGGCAUUGAUUUGACAAGUAUAACAAAUAAAGCAACCAAAAUAGAGUUGAUCGUCACAGACAAAGACGACGUGAAUAUUGAGUUUUGCAGUGACAUAAGUAUGCAAUGGUUUGAAACAUGCUUUCGAGCAAAAAAAUUGACCUUUAACGUAUCUGGUUUGAAAAACAGAAGAAAUCUAACUUUGUAUGAACUUGCAGAUGACGCGUUGUUAAUGGUUGAUCGUAUCGCCGUUUUAGGAUUUUAUCACAAAGAGGAACCCAAAGUAAGUAAGUGGGAAUUUCUGAACGACUACCCACCGGAAGAAGUGCUGAACAUCAUGAGACCAGUGCUGCAAAAAGCUAGGUCUGCAGGGGAGGUGGCAGUUCAGAACCUCUCGUCAAGUAUCCGUAAGAAAGAGAGUGCAACCGACUACCGGAAGUCAUCAAAAGGAAUAGGAAUCCUGGGAGGUUGUCUUCUUGGAUUAGUUUUCUUGAUCAUCUUCGUGUCUGAUGUAUUCAUCAUCAAAGCGCACUUGAAAGCCAUGUAUCGGAAUAUUUUAAAUCUGUUUAGACCAUCACCUAUUGUGCAUAUUUACACAUAA
This is a messenger RNA of Saccostrea cuccullata (small rock oyster), 732 nucleotides long. RefSeq lists its product as uncharacterized. The coding region runs from base 67 to 732 and encodes 221 amino acids. Lineage: Eukaryota; Metazoa; Mollusca; Bivalvia; Ostreida; Ostreidae. The transcript is spliced from 5 exons. The record is from RefSeq and is a predicted model, not a curated record.